Molecule: messenger RNA, 3771 nt
Organism: Cladophialophora immunda
Lineage: Eukaryota; Fungi; Ascomycota; Eurotiomycetes; Chaetothyriales; Herpotrichiellaceae
Exons: 13
Coding region: 1-3771 (1256 amino acids)
Molecular function (GO): nitronate monooxygenase activity
Source: RefSeq, a predicted model, not a curated record
AUGUCGCCGUCAGCCGUUAACGAGACCGCAGCUCAACAGGCAGUUAAAUACAUCCAGGCCCUAGCGGAUAAAUUCCCAGAGCCUUGUGGAGCGACCGAAGCCUGGCGCGAUGUCGACGAUGUCGCAUAUGCGCUGUCUCAGGUGUCUCUGUUUACCCCGAGACCUAUUAAGAUCGUCGCGAUAGGUGCUGGUAUUGGCGGAUUGGCGAUUGCUCAUGCGGUGGAAUCUGGUAAGCUUCCCGGAGCUGAGUUGACUAUUUAUGAGAAGGAUUCUGGGAUUGGAGGGACUUGGUUUGAGAAUAGAUAUCCGGGGUGCGCCUGUGAUAUUCCUGCUCAUAACUAUCAGUUUUCUUGGGCUCCUAAUCCAUACUGGAAAGCUUUCUAUGCCGACCGGAGCGAUAUUUACAACUACGUCCAGGGUGUUGCUGAGCAGAACAACUUGAACCAAUACAUCCAACUGUGCCACAAAGUCACCAAAGCUGAGUGGAAUGAAGAGAAACAGAAAUGGCAAGUCACAGUACGGAAAAUGGACGGUCGCGAUAUCGCCGUUUCCAGCCCUGGAAUCACUGAAGGAGAAAUCGAGGAAACAAUCAAUACCGAAUGUGACAUUUUGAUCAACGCCACUGGAUUCUUCAACAACUGGAAGUGGCCUGCAAUUCCGGAUCGAGAAAGCUUCAAGGGCCAACUGCUUCACUCUGCUGCUUGGUCCAAAGACGCUGAGAAGAGUCUCGACGGCAAGACCGUGGCAUUGAUCGGAAAUGGCAGCAGUGGCAUUCAAAUCCUACCCGCCAUCAUCGACCGCGUGAGUAAAAUCUAUGUGCACGUUCGCAGUGCGACCUGGGUCACGACGGGCCUUGCGGAGAAAUUCGCCGGACCAAACGGUAGUAACCUCGUAUUCAGCGAGGAGCAAAAAAGAAAAUGGGCAGAGAACCCAGAAGAGUACCUUGAAUACCGCAAGGAGGUGGAGAAUUCAAUGAGUUCGAGGUUUCGUCUGUAUAUGGCUGGCUCGAAGAUCCAAGAAGCAGCACGCAAGUUUUCGACAGAGUCAAUGACAAAUAAACUGACGGCGGGAGGGAAACCUGAGCUUGCAAAGCUUCUCUUGCCAACGUUUGAAGUCGGUUGCCGACGCCCAACCCCAGGAAAUGGAUACCUCGAAGCUCUCUGCUCCGACAAAUGCGAGGUCGUUUGGGGCGAAGUCGCUGCCUUUACUCCAGAUGGACUACGCACUGCCAGCGGCGCAGUGUCCAAAGUCGACGCGAUCAUUUGCGCCACAGGCUUCGACCUCUCCUGCGUCCCAAGAUUCCCCAUCAUCGGGAGAAAUAAAAUCAAUCUGCAAGAUGCCUGGAGAACCAAUCCAGAGUCAUAUCUGUCAGUGACAGCAGCAGACAUGCCGAACUAUUUCACCAUUCUCGGCCCAGCCAGUCCCCUUGGCCACGGCAGUCUUGUCCCUUCAAUCGAGUUCGUGACGUCCUACAUAUGCGACAUUAUUCGCAAACUCCAGACGCAGAAUUAUUCGUCCGUAUGCCCUAAGGCGCACAUCCCAAGAGCUUACCAGAAACAAGCGCUGGCUUGGCUUGAGCGCACUGUCUGGGCAUCAGACUGUGCCAGCACGUUUAAAAACGGAACUGUCGACGGAAAGCUCGUUUCUCUACACCCUGGGUCCAGAUUACAUAUGUUCGAGUUAUUGAGUACUCCUCGAUACGAGGAUUUCGAUUGGACAAGUCUUAGUCCAGAUGAGGAUCUUGCUUUUGCGUGGCUUGGAAAUGGAUUCACCAUUGACGAGGAUGAUGCGUAUUAUAAAGGGGGUCAAGCUGACUUGACGUAUUUCUUGAAUCCCCCUCCUGGAUCGAAGAACGAACUCCAUCCAAAUUUCCAAGUAUUUCCGUCAUUUUCAACUGUGCUAUCCCAAAAAGGAGAAAACAACGAACUCGUCGAUUUCUAUGCCAACUUCGACAAGAACAGUUCAGGCGCACCGAUCCCAGGCGUCCCCAAGCUCGACGUCACGCGCAUGGUCGACGGGGGAAAGGGCAUCUCCUUUUUCAAACCAUUGCCUCCUACCUCUGUGGGCCGCCAUUUCGAGCAGCGCAUGAAAGUCAUUGGCGUUUAUGACAAGGGCAAAGCGGGGGCGAUUGUGCAGACGCAGACUGAUAUGGUCGAUACGGAGACGAAUGAGGUUUAUACGAGGGUUAUUGGGAAUAACUUUUACGUUGGGCAAGGGGGGUGGGGUGGUCCUAAGGGCUCAUCGCCCGUAUAUGCACCGCCUAAACGGGACCCCGACUUAUCCUAUCCGCUGAUCACCACCGAGGAGACAGCAUUACUAUACAGACUAAACGGCGACACAAACCCUCUCCACGCAGUCCCCGAGCCAGGCCGCAAAAUGGGCUUCAAAGGCGUCAUCAUCCACGGGUUAUGGACAUACAACGCGACACUCUACGCCGUUCUGAAAGUCGCGGGGAACAGCCAGGCAGAGAAUAUCAAGAGCUUCGAGGCCAAGUUCGCGAGUCCGUUGAAUCCGGGCGACACGGCGACGGUGCAGGUGUGGAGGCUUGGAAUAUGCGAUGAAGACGGGUUUGGAGAGGUGAGUUGUCGUCAAUACGAUUCGCAUCGUCAAGAACCUCAUACAGGAAACAUUAUCCAAGAACAAGGACAAGAUCCAGAUCCAGAUCUAAAACUAAACGGAUCUUUUUUUGUUUCGCUCAAGAUGAGUUCUCGACAGAAAAUCCGCACUGGGCUGACGGACCUGUUCGGCGUGAAGCACCCCGUAAUGCUCGCCGGCAUGGGCGUCGCCGCAGGUCCGCGAUUAGCAGCGGCAGUCACCAACGCCGGCGGGAUCGGAGUAAUCGGCGGCCACGGGUACAAUCCAGACGGACUACGCGAGCAGAUCGACGAGUUGAAAGCGCACCUGGUCGACAAAGACGCGCCGUUUGGGGUGGAUAUUUUGUUGCCUCAGGUCGGUGGGAAUGCGAGGAAGACGAACUACGACUACACGGCAGGCAAGUUAAUGGAACUCAUCGACGUGGUAGUCCAGUCCAAAGCCCGUGUCUUCGUCUCUGCGAUCGGCGUCCCCCCCAGAGCAGCCGUGGACCGCCUACACGCCGGGGGAGUGCUGUACAUGAACAUGAUCGGCCACCCCAAGCACGUCCAAAAAUGUCUGGAUCUAGAUGUCGAUAUCUUGUGCGCCCAGGGAGGCGAAGCCGGUGGACAUACAAGCGACAUUCCAUUCUCCGUCUUGAUCCCAGCCGCGGCGAAAUUGCUCAAGGGCAAGAAGAGCAAAAUGACCGGUAUGAAUGUUCAGCUUGUCGCGGCGGGAGGUGUGUCCAGUGGUGAGAGCUUAGCUGCUGCUCUGAUGCUCGGGGCGUCUGGUGUCUGGGUUGGGACACGGUUCAUUGUCGCCCAUGAAGCUGGGGCGUCGAAGGCUCAUCAAGAGGCCGUGUUGAGUGCAACGCAUGAUGAUACCAUGAGGAGUGUCAUAUUUUCGGGCCGCCCGUUGCGGAUACGCAAAACUCCAUACAUCCUCAACUGGGAAGAGAAGCGACAGGACGAAAUCAAGGCGUUAACUGCAAACGGGAUCCUCCCCGUUCAACAUGACGCCGAGCAGCAUCCCGACGACGAAGAUAUUCUGGAUAAUAUCCACCCGUUCCUUAUGGGCAUUGUGGCGGGCGAAGUGAAUCACAGAAGCAGCGCGAGGGAGAUUGUGGAUGAGCUCGUGGACGGCGCGGCUGAAAGGCUGCGGCUGGGAAGUGUGUCGCUUGUCAAUGAGUCGAAGCUAUAA